GUCAGCAAGAUGUGAGCAGUGCCAGGCGGGUCAUCUCCCCAAUACCACAGAAAAUGUAGCUAACACGGAUAAUAUAAUGCCAGUGCGACAUCUCAAUAGUGUAUACCGCAGCUAAAUUGUAUCAGUAAAUAAUGGAGUCACCAGAGGAAAGUUAUAAUAGAGAUCAGCGUGAAGAAGAGUCGGGGAAGAAGAAAGAGAUGGCACUCGGAGAAGGGGGACGUGAUGAAAGCGGGGAAGGGGGUAAGGAAGACCCCAAGAAUAGUAGCUCUUCCCUGAUGCUCGGUCUGCUCGAUGAAUUUACAAAGAUUUAUUCGGAUCGUCUCCAGCGCGUAGAAGAAACGGCCAUGAAGUGUGACGAGAAACAGUACUGGGAGAACAAGGUUUGCGUGUUAGAGUCGUGGGUACGUGAUCUCGGGGAACAGAACGCAGUACUGGUAGUCACGGUGGAGGAAUUGGAACGAGAGGCGGCAGAUCGUGUCGCCCUCCUGGAGGACCGCCUCAACAAGAUGGCCGCCACGACCAGAGAGUCGUGUGUAUCUCUGCGAGACCACCAGAUCCAGGUGUCAUCACUAGUCACAGACAAAAUUGGUUUAGAAAAGAAGGCACAAGGGUUGGGAGAAAAGGUACUCACUCUGGAAAGGAAGAAUGUUUGCCUGAAGGAGGAGAAUGUUAACCUGCAGAGUGAUCUCAAUAAUCUUGUACAAGUGAUAACCCGUGCAAGACAGACGGGUCAGUGGGAAGCUGAUGACCUGACAUUCUCGUGCGUUACCCCAGAGCAAGUGUUCGGACCUGUGUUAUCCUCCUCCAGAAGAUCCUCCCAGUCUCUUAAGGAUGGCCAAAGAGAUUACCUCCACCAACUUUUGGAGGAUCACCUUAGAAAGGACAACUCCUCCAUGGCUAGUUCAUUUUCCAAUCUUCAGGAUGCAGAAAGUAGUAUGUAUGGAGGACGAGGGUCUGAAAAAGACCUGAUCAUCAUGAAGUUGAGGUCUGACUUCAGAAAUUUACAGUCAUCAUAUGAGGAAACCAGCCAACAGCUGCUAGAGAGAGACAAACAGAUUGCAGAUUUGCAGACACAACUGACAGAAACCCAUCAUGAACUAGCCCUAUCCCAGGCUGAAGUCAACACUGUUAAGCAUACACUGCAGGAAGUACGUCAUCGCAACAGACAUGAAAGUGUGGAGAUCACCCGCAAGGAAGAAGUCAUCCGCCAUUUACUCUCCAAACAAAGCUUCUUAAAGAAAGAUUCUAUGAAAGGGUCGUCACCAUCUAUGGGUGACAUAGACACAGUCAUUACCGGUGAAAAUAAUGUUGAGGCACAACUGAGUGAAAACAUUGAUGUGUUAGCAAGUCGUCUAGCAGACUUAGAAGAUGAAUGUCAGCAGCUGAGGAACCAACACACAGCACUCCAGGAGACACAUGCCCUUUGUUCCCCAACCAUCAAUAUGCUCCAGGAACAACUUAAUAGGUCACAUCAGACACAAGUGGAGUUACGCACGGUACUAACAGCUGAGGUUGCCCAGCGGCACGAUGAGUUGGUCACCCUCAGAGAUGAGUUGAAAGAGCAGGAGCAGAUGCAUCAUGAAACUCAGAUGCAGCUUCAACUUAAGGCUGAGGUCAUUAAGGAUCUCAGAAAGGAAUUACGUGAUAUGAAGGACAGGCAAUUGACUGUUGAUGGCAAGAAUACUUUAACCUCAAUGAAGGAUGGUGUGUACAAUGGUAGCAAGGAGACUAAGUCAACAGAGGUGCAGACAAGUGAGAUAUUUUCAAACAAGAACAUAUCCUUGGCUGAAGAAACAAACAGAAUGUCAUCAAAUGGAUUUUACUCACCAGCAUCUCAACCUUCCCAAAUAUCAAAAUUGGAAAAUGAGCUUGCGGAGAAAUGCAUCCUCCUGCGGGAGCUUCAGAGCCACCUGGCUUCAUCUCGACAAGAGUUACACUUAAAAGAUGAGACUCUCCAAAAGUUAGAGCAAAAAUUGGACUCAUCACGACGUGAAGGAAGUCAGAAAGGAGAACGUAUGCAGUACUUAACAGGUCAGCUGACCAGUCUCCAAUUAGAGGUUGGUCGCACUCAUGGUCAAGCUGAACAACUUCGCAGACAGGUCGAAAAGAAGACAGAAUUAAUUGAGAAGAUGGAAACCGAAAAUUCUUCUUUAACUCAGCAGCUGAAUGAAAAAUCAUCCACAUUGGAAAGAUUCCAAACAGAGAUUCUCAAAAUAUCAACUGAUCUGGAGAAGAGAAGGAAGGAGGUGGCUGAGCAGAGAAUGACAAUUAGGACCUUGCAGGAGGCAUUGGUGUCCAGUAAAAGACAGUGUGAUGAACUACACUCCCGCCUGGACAAUGAUGUCAGCACCAAGGAGUCUGAGGCCGAACGUCUUGAACGAGAUCUGGAGGAGGCACAGUCCCUACACCACCACACCUACACCCAGCUGGUAGAAAGCGGAGCGCGCGGUGAGGUGCUACAGGAGGAGAAUCGCGCCCUCUCUAGGCGUGUGGGAGCACUUCAGGAAGACCUCUCCCACGCCCACAAGCAUGACACGCGCCAGACUCACUACUGGAAGACCCUGGCUGAGGAGGCUACCCAAAAACUGACACAGGCGAAGAAAGAGAACGAGACGGUCAGCAGGGAGAAGGAGCAGCUGCUACGUCAGGCACAGGAAGCGGAGAGGAGGAGGCAGGAGGUACUAAACUCUUUACACCUGCUCCAGGGACAGGUACAGACUCUGGAGGAGGAGGUCACAGCAGCGGCGGAGGCGAGGGCGGAGGCGGAAAGGCGGGCAGAAGACAUACAGAGGAACAACUUGCAGUUACAGGAACAUCUCUCUGUCCAUGAGACGAGCGAGAGUGUGGAGAGACUGGGUCAACAGCUAGAGGAAGCGGUGGCAGCCCUGACAGCGGCGAGGGAAGAGGCAAGGAAUAAGGGCGAGCUACUCCGUCGGGCACAGCAGGACGUGGAUCAGCUGUCCGACGCCCUGGGCUACGAGAAAGACCUCAACACAACUUUACACGACCAGGUGGAAGUGCUCAUGAAGGAGGCGACGAUGCAGGAGAACAAAGGUGGAGAGCUACAGCAAGAGAUGAGGAGACUAACACGUGAUGCACUACAGAAGGAUAGACAGGUGGCAACACUACAGUCACAGCUGGAGGGGUUGAGGUGCCAGGUGACGACGAUGGAGGAACUGCUAGACGAAGAACAGCGUGAGGUGGCUUCCCUGACCGACUCCCUUACCCAGGAGAACAAAAUCCUUCAGGAGGUCAGGAUCAAGUGUGAUAGAGCCAGGAAGGAGGCGGCGCGGAGUGAGGAACAGAUUGCAGCACUGAAACGUGAAUUGCAGGAAACGCAAGACAAGAUUUCUCGCCAGGAUCGCCGCGCCAGAGAGAUGGAGAGUGAGCGGGAAGCGGAGGUGGCGGCGGUAGCUGAGAGGUUGACGGCGAUGCACGAGGAGAGUGUGAGGAGGUUGGAGGAUACGUUACUAAGCUAUACUCGCAUGCAGGCACACGAGGAAUACCAGGUGGAGAGCCUGGAGGAGUCGGUCAAGGAGUUGGGAGCUCGUCUGGCGGACUCUGAGCUGCGGGUGAAGGAGACACAGAAGGAGAGAGACGCCCUGGGUCGCAGCCUGCAAGAGGAGCGAUCACGCCGGGAACAAGAUGCCCACGAGCACCAGCGGCAGAUCCUCAGGCUGACUGAGGAGACCUCUUUGUUGAAGGUGAGGGGGAGGAAAGAGAUAAAUGAGGAGAGUGAUUAAGGAAGGAGAGAAAGG
Homarus americanus (American lobster) is the source of this 3758-nucleotide messenger RNA. Its product is annotated as centrosome-associated protein CEP250-like. Bases 132 to 3743 code for a protein of 1203 amino acids. The transcript has 26 exons. The record is from RefSeq and is a predicted model, not a curated record. NCBI's taxonomy places the organism in Eukaryota, Metazoa, Arthropoda, Malacostraca, Decapoda, Nephropidae.